Molecule: messenger RNA, 3972 nt
Organism: Pseudomyrmex gracilis
Lineage: Eukaryota; Metazoa; Arthropoda; Insecta; Hymenoptera; Formicidae
Gene: rdx
Product: protein roadkill
Exons: 8
Coding region: 829-2178 (449 amino acids)
Biological process (GO): regulation of proteolysis; proteasome-mediated ubiquitin-dependent protein catabolic process
Cellular component (GO): cytoplasm; nucleus
Molecular function (GO): ubiquitin protein ligase binding
Source: RefSeq, a predicted model, not a curated record
AGCGCCGUAGACGGAGUCGGAUCACGAGAAGUAUCGCGAAGAGAGUAUCUUUCCGUGACAGAAAAACGAAAGAGAGAUAAAGAGAGAGAGAGAGAGAGAGAGAGGAAGAGAGGAAGAGAAAGAAAAAGAAAAACGGGCGCUUGGUAAAGGUUCGUAAUUGCACGUGUACACGGUUGAAUUCGACAGCUGGACGAGGAGAGCAGACAAACCGAAGCGAGAAACAGAGAGACGGAACGAGAGAUCGAAGCGCAGUUGGUGGUUGGCCGAAGCCGAAGCUUUGCGCCGCCUCUUCGCUCGUCUCCUCCGAAUUGAUUCCACGAGCUGUCGUCGUCCGCGCAUCGCCACUUUCGUCGCCACGAUCGCAACGAACGACAGUCGCGCUGCUCUCCGGGAAGUCUCGUCGUCGUCGUCGCCGUCGUCGUCGCCGCCGCCGCCGCCGUUGUUGCUGUUUUCGGUACUCUCGCAGCACGGAUAUACGUCAGUGAAAAUGCGGUGGUGACAGUGACGGAUACCGAAGGGGAGGAAGGACUCCGAAAUUGUCACGCAACAGGGUAAUUGUCAUUAUUGUCGUCGAUCGUGUGUCGCGCGCAAAUAUAUCAACCCCCGUUCGUACUCGAUCGAGUCGACGUCGGUUGAACGAAAAAAAAAAAGAUAGAAAGAAAGAUAUAUAUACAUACACACACACAUAUAUAUAUAUAUAUAUCUAUACAUAUAUAUAUAUAGAGAAAGAGAGAGAAAAAAAGGGAGAGAGGGUGCUUUCCUCGACGGUCUAGCCGGAAGUUAUGACAAGCUCGCGCCUCAUUCAAGGACGAAAUAUUGUUCGCGCGCAUGUGUCCAGUAGUGGGAUAUAGUGUCAACGACAAGUCGCAGCUGCUCGCAGAUCUGGAUACCUUGCUGUCGACACCCGCCGGGCCCGGAUUGUCUCAUGUCAGGAUGCCGCUGGCGCGGUACGUACACUCGUACGGCUCGCCGUUGUCGGAGCUAGGACUUGCGGUGAGCGACUGUGCGCCUCAGACGUCGCGGGUCAGCUCGAACUUGCUCAGCAGCAGUAGUAUGGCGGUGAGCCGCGUCCCGAGCCCGCCGCCACCGGAAGUGAACACCCCCGUAGCCGAGAACUGGUGUUACACGCAGGUGAAGGUGGUCAAGUUCAGCUACAUGUGGACGAUAAAUAACUUCAGCUUCUGUCGCGAGGAAAUGGGGGAGGUUCUCAAGUCAUCCACGUUCUCAGCGGGGGCCAACGACAAGCUGAAAUGGUGCCUGAGAGUGAAUCCUAAGGGUCUGGACGAGGAGAGUAAAGACUACCUGUCGCUGUAUCUCCUUCUUGUUUCAUGCAACAAAUCCGAAGUCAGAGCAAAGUUCAAAUUUUCUAUUCUUAAUGCCAAAAGAGAAGAAACCAAAGCAAUGGAAAGUCAACGUGCUUAUAGGUUCGUCCAGGGUAAAGAUUGGGGCUUUAAGAAAUUUAUUAGGAGAGACUUUCUUCUGGAUGAAGCCAACGGACUGCUACCUGACGAUAAACUCACGAUAUUUUGUGAGGUUAGCGUAGUGGCAGAUAGCGUCAAUAUCUCUGGACAGAGUAAUACGAUACAAUUCAAAGUACCGGAAUGCCGAUUACCCGAUGAUCUCGGAUUGCUGUUCGAGAACCAAAAAUUUAGUGAUGUUACACUGACUGUAUCCGGAAGGGAGUUUCAAGCGCACAAAGCAAUUCUCGCAGCAAGAAGUCCCGUUUUCUCGGCGAUGUUUGAACACGAAAUGGAAGAGAGAAAACAGAAUCGUGUGGACAUUACCGACGUGGACCACGAAGUAUUAAGAGAAAUGCUGCGAUUUAUCUAUACCGGUAAAGCAGCAAAUCUUGAAAAAAUGGCAGACGAUCUGUUAGCCGCUGCGGACAAAUAUGCGCUGGAAAGGCUGAAGGUAAUGUGCGAAGAAGCGCUUUGCACAAGUUUAGCGAUUGAGAACGCGGCCGACAUUCUUAUCCUUGCCGAUCUCCAUAGCGCUGAUCAAUUAAAGGCGCAAGCGAUAGACUUCAUUAAUACACAUGCAACAGAUGUAAUGGACACUAUGGGUUUUAAAUCUAUGGUAAACUCUCAUCCACAUCUGAUAGCGGAAGCUUUUCGGGCAUUGGCGACUCAACAAAUCCCACCGAUCGGACAGCCUAGAAAACGGGUCAAACAGAGCUGAAAACAGUCACCGUUAAUCCCGGGCAUGACCUCCACAUCGCCCCCGCCACUUUUGCAUCCCUCUUGAACUUUUGUGUACAGUGAUAUAACGAAAUAUAGUAGUGCUAAAUAAAUGUUUCCUAGUGCGCCACCCUCUGGUCUAAGAAAAUCAUAUGGAACCGAAGCGAUAGAGAACCAACCAAGCGACAACUUUCUUGGUUGAGAAUGUCCAGUGAUCGACGGGAAAAGGAAAAAUAGAAGGAGGAAGAGGAGAGAAGACGAAGACAAAAAUGAUGAAGAAGAAGAGAAAGAAGAACCGUCUGUCCGUCCGUCCGGUCGGUCGAGGGCGAGUUUAAAAGAGCGUUUUCACACACAAUGCCCCAGACUUUUGUGUUCAAGUGAGUGUCAGUAGUAAAGAGAAUUCGGCGUGACGCAACCACCAUCAGCGUUCCAUCUCCGCACGUCGAGGAGGAGAGGGACGAGACGCUCAAAAGUAACCACACCUACACAUCCCUAAUACAUCCAAGUAAACACAGAAACUGUUACUUCUUGAGCGGCCUGUGCACGUGAGUCGGUUCAUCGCAGCACUAUCAUUGGGCAACGUGCUCGUUUUCUUCAAAAUGCCAAUUAUAUCGAUGCCAAUUGAUCAGUUCUCGGUGAUAUCGUAGAAAAUGUCAUACCAAGUUUAAACGUCGUCACCAUCAUGAAUUCUUGUUUUUGUUUCUCUGUCAUCGAACAAAAAAAAAAAAAAAACGAAUCGCGGAAGCACACGGCCGUGCGAGACGUUGAUAAACACCGAAUACAUAGCCAGAGAGGACCAAGAAGAGGCGAGGAACUUUUUCUCCACGUGACUCGCCGUCGCGAUCGUCGCAACACCAGCAAAGCGCGCGAUGCACGAAGGAAGUUGUGAUAGACGUCGGCUAGACGAUUUAAACAUUUUGUUCCUUUGUCGAAAGAAAAGAAAAUAAAAAAAAAAAUUGAAGAAAACGGAUCAAGCGGAUACCCUUUUAGCGCCGUCGCUCGACGUGUCAAGCGCGGAGAGAAUUAAAUACUUUGUUUUUACCGGUAGUAGUGAUUUUUUUAGUUUUAGCGCGUCUCAAACUCUUCCACAAAACGGAAUAAUUAUUACUAGUUAGUGUUCUUUUUUUAUGAUCUCUCUACGCAUACACAUGUACACAUGUAUGAUUAUUAUUAUCAUUAUUAUUAUUACUAUUAUUAUUAUUAUUACUACUACUACUACUAUUAUUAUUAUUAUUAUUAACGAUAUGCAAUCUGUGCCUCUUUUCUCCUGUGUAUUUUUGUACAUUUUUGUUUACAAAGAGAGAAAGAGAGAAAGAGAAAAAGAAAGAUAAACUUAUCUAUUCUUUUCCGCUCUUUCCCUUUCCUUCUUGCGAUAAAUCCUAUUUUCUGUCCUUUACGUUUCCCCAACGAUAGGCACAGUUUGUCUUGUUUUUUGGAGUAUUUCAUAUUGUAAGAAAAGUGAUAAGAUCGAAUUAUUAUUAUUAUUAAUUACUAUGUUAUUAAAUUUAGGGUUGUCCAUAAUUUAUUGGAUCUAUGUUGAGAGUAUGUCAGAAAUGUCUAUUUUACAUUUUCUUAUUAAAAAACAAAAAAAAAAACUGUAAUCCGCAAUUCGAAGUUGACACUCAACAAAUUCAACGAGUAUAGAUCAAAAAGAAAAAAAAAAGAAAGCGACAAAAAAACUAGAUUAAAAGAAUUGUAUAAUAAAAUAAAUGUUAGUCAAUUAUAGCGCGAUAAUUGUCUUUUCUUUUUGUCAUCGAUUGAGAAAGUAAAAAAAAAAAAAAAACUUUGUGUAUGG